GUAAAUGUGGUUUAGUUGUGCAGUUUUCAGUCGGUGAAGGUCCUUAUGUACUGAAUGAUGACGAAGAUGAUGGUGAGGGCACAGGAAGGGGGUGUGAUCAACCUGCCCACACACUGACCUGAUAACAUCGCUCUGACAGAGGCUGUGUCCUCGUUGCUUUAAAAGCAGAGGACUGGAGGAGUAUGUGAUAACCUGAAUGCUUUAAAGAGAGGCCUAGAUGGUAUAACAAUAAUACUUUUAUCAUAAUUUUAAUGGUGGCUUAAAGUAAAAAUAAAACAAGAAGCAGAAGUGAAAUUGACUCAUCCUGGAUCCUCCUUGCUGAUUUCUCAGAUCAUCCCCCGUGUGUCACAUGUUGAUGACAAAACUUAAACCACUUCAUUGGCCGGUUUGAUUGGACCUGUGGUUUCAAACGGAUCUAUAGCGCCUCUAGUGGCUCAUCUUCAUUACAACAUGUGGUGUGUGAGCAGCGGCAGUUUCACUCUACUAUUCACCUGCUGGAGGGAGAGAGACACCUCCAACUCCUGCCACUCUGGCGAGACGAGACGGCGAAACACUUGACUGGAUUAUGCGUCUGAUCUAAUGUGAUGAGUUCAGUGAUCAGCAGGUCAUCUGUUCUCCAGCUUCUCUGGGUCUCACAGAGCUCUCCAUGAGACAUGGUGCUACCUGAAAAAAACUCCAGACCUUCUGCUCAGAAGAAGGUUCCCAAGCAGCACGCUCUGUGGCACCAGAGCCUGCCCUCCCCGGCCCUGUGCUGCGCCUGCGGCCUGUGCAUCAUGCUGGCUGGCAUUAACAUCACCCUGGUGGGAGCGUUCGCCUUUGGCACCUUCAUCCCUACUGGCAACCCUCCAAUUAUCAUAGGUCCUCUUCUCCUAUUGAUUGCCCUGGCUUUCUUCACAGCCUGCUGUGUGGUCAGCAGGAGACCCCCGACCCACAUGGCCCGCAAGGCUAAAGGGGGUGAGAAGUGGGGGCUGAUGCGGAUGGGGACAGCAGCGUUUGAGAUGGAGACGAGUGAGCACACGCUGCAGGACACUACGGCUGUUCAGCUUAGCCCCACCAGCUCCCGCAACUCCUCUCACAAGUCCAGCUCCAGCCAUGGGAGCGACGCUCCGCCUGCCUGCCAGGAUGGAGCCAGGGAGCUGCCCAUGUCAGAGAUGUGUGACACAGGAGAUAACCCCACCUUGACCUCUGACAGCAAGGAGAGCACUCAUGCAGAGAUGCUGCCUGCUCACAAGACUUCCUCUACGUAGCUUGGCCGUCCCCUUGCUGUUUGAGUGUCUGGAUGUUUUGACGUAUACUGGAUGGAAGUGUCUCGUAUGAUUGACAGGAGUGAUUGGCAUUUUCAAAUAUAAGGCUGCAAACAAAAUAUCCUGAUGAAAGGCCAGCAGACUAAGUCUGUUGUCUGUAUUGUGCAAAACCCGCCUGAGGGUAACUUAUUCAGUGUGUUGUUGAAUGCUUAUUGCUCAUCCCCAGGAUGUAUAUUAAUUUGCCAGGAGCAGAAACAGGAACCGGAGAUGAUACCUUAAUCCAAGUGCCUGUUUGUGUGCUUCUUGUUGUAUAAAACAUCCAGUUAAGGCCGAUUAUCCUGCAUUCAUGUCGUAUGGAUCAACUGUGGUUAGUGCUUGUCAUCGUAUAUGGUGGGAAAGAAGAUGAGUGUGUCCUGCCAAGCUUCUUCUCUGAGUCAUGAAACUGCUUCUUUGACAGAAGUGCUAUUAUUUAUUUAUUUUCUUUUUAAUGCUUGCAUCAGCCGCAGUGAGUGAGCGUGUGUAACUUUGAGCUGUGUUAAGAUGGAUAUUCAGGAACAAAUUAGUGUUAUACCUUCAGUGAAUUUGUUUGUCAUGUUGUAGUGCCAUGAUUAUAAGAUUAAGACAGAUGUUAAUACAUGCUUGGGACAUCUAUACAUUUUAUAAAUAAAGCUGAAAUUUUGCUUGAUUGGA
Seriola aureovittata is the source of this 1934-nucleotide messenger RNA. RefSeq names its product transmembrane protein 275-like. The record is from RefSeq and is a predicted model, not a curated record. The transcript is spliced from 2 exons. Bases 654 to 1247 code for a protein of 197 amino acids. NCBI's taxonomy places the organism in Eukaryota, Metazoa, Chordata, Actinopteri, Carangiformes, Carangidae.